AUGAGCAACAUUGUUGGGUUUGCUAGUGACAACUGCGCAACUAUGAUGGGAGUGAAUUCUGGUUUUCAAGCCCGCCUGAAAGAGGAUGUUCCAGGUGUGUUUAUUCUUGGGUGUGUAUGCCACUCGUUUGCACUGUGUGCAAACCAUGCAAGCAAUCAUUUACCAUCCUGGUUAGAGGCCUUCGUUAAAGAUGUGUGCUGCUAUUUUUCACGAAGCAGCAAACGCCAACACCAAUUCAGUUUGAUCCAAGAUGUUGUGAAUGCGCCACACCACAAAAUAACGAAGCUAUCACAGACAAGAUGGUUGUCGCGUGGCCAAGUCCUGAAGAGGAUAAUUGAACAGUGGGGAGCCCUGGAACUCUUUUUCUUACCGGAAGCAAAAAGUAAUAACAUCGAUGGGGCUAGCAAAAUCUACGAUAGAAUGACGUAUGUAGGUACCAAGCAUAUGCUGCUUUUCCUAAGCUAUAUCAUAGCGAAAGUAGACAGACUCAACGUUGAAUUUCAAGCAGAGACGUUCAAACUCCACACACUAUACAAGUCGGUAGCUGAUGAGUACAGAAUUAUUUUGGCCAUGUUUGUCAAAGACGACAUCAUACAGACAGUUCCGAUCAGCGACAUAGAUCCAUCAGAUCCACGUGUACAUAUGCCAAUUAAAGAUGUCCAUGUUGGAGGCAGGUGUCAAACAAUGCUUGUAAAGAAGCCACUGCAUCAACAAGAUGUACGCUUCAGGACUGCAGAGACUUUUUAA
Anneissia japonica is the source of this 747-nucleotide messenger RNA. RefSeq names its product SCAN domain-containing protein 3-like. NCBI's taxonomy places the organism in Eukaryota, Metazoa, Echinodermata, Crinoidea, Comatulida, Comatulidae. The transcript has a single exon. The coding region runs from base 1 to 747 and encodes 248 amino acids. The record is from RefSeq and is a predicted model, not a curated record.